This is a messenger RNA of Bipolaris oryzae ATCC 44560, 1002 nucleotides long. RefSeq lists its product as uncharacterized. Gene Ontology annotation, biological process: nucleoside metabolic process. Lineage: Eukaryota; Fungi; Ascomycota; Dothideomycetes; Pleosporales; Pleosporaceae. The transcript is spliced from 2 exons. The record is from RefSeq and is a predicted model, not a curated record. The coding region runs from base 1 to 1002 and encodes 333 amino acids. Gene Ontology annotation, molecular function: catalytic activity.
AUGGCGAAGAAUCACCAAUUCACCAUUGGAUGGAUUUGCCCUCUCCCUUUGGAGAAGGAGGCUGCAAGGCUAGUGCUGGACGAAGAGUAUCCACAAGAGGAGGUCCAGUACCAGAACCGAAGAACGGGGCUGACUGGUGCGGCGAUUCUUGCUGAAAAGAUGCGCACUGGUUUCUCCAAUAUCAAGUAUUUUCUCCUUGUCGGCAUUGCUGGCGGGGUGCCCCGCUAUGGGCCACCUGGGGCAGCGUCAGAGAUUGUACUCGGCGACGUGGUGGUUAGCUAUCCUCGAGGGAAGCACGGUGGGGUAUUGCAAUACGACAAGGGCGUGUGGGAGGGUCAAGGGCAGCUGAAAUUUCGAGGGCACACAAACGGCAUUCCAGGUGAUCUGAUGGCCGCCGUCAAUAAUUUUCGCGCAGAUGGCUGGUCUAAGAUAAACAUCGCAGAAGUAUUACAGCAAAUGCGCGCGAAGCUACCCGAGGAACAAAAACGCCAGUACGACGACCCAGGCCCUGGUCGCGAUAGGCUCUUCGAAGACACUUAUGAGCACAAGGGCACGGGACUCAACGACUGUCGAGAGUGCUGCGAUAUGGAUUACAUUUGGUCGCGAUCUGAUCGAGGCGAUGGAGCUACUCGACUUGUCGAUAGGCCCUUUGUUCACUUUGGCAAUGUCGCAUCAAGCAACCAGCUGCAAAUAUCGGCUGUCGAGCGCAACCGAGUUCAACGAAAGCACGAUGUCAUUUGCUUUGAGAUGGAAGCAGCUGGAGUUAUGGAAGAGUACCCGUGUGUUGUUGUUCGUCGUAUUUGCGACUACGCAGAUUCGCAUAAGAAUAAGAGUUGGCAGAACUACGCAGCAGCCACGGCGGCAGCAUGUGCUAAAGGGCUCUUGCCUGAGAUUCCUGCGGUAGAAACUGCCAGUAAGGCGCCGUCUGUAGAGUCGUCUCCAUCUCAGCAACCGGGGAGCAUAACGAAUACGACGUUUGGCAAUAACGAACGUGGCAUAUAG